Messenger RNA from Tremella mesenterica DSM 1558, 909 nucleotides. RefSeq lists its product as uncharacterized. The record is from RefSeq and is a predicted model, not a curated record. The annotation marks the transcript as partial. Gene Ontology annotation, molecular function: mRNA binding; poly(A) RNA polymerase activity. Gene Ontology annotation, biological process: RNA 3'-end processing. Gene Ontology annotation, cellular component: nucleolus; TRAMP complex. NCBI's taxonomy places the organism in Eukaryota, Fungi, Basidiomycota, Tremellomycetes, Tremellales, Tremellaceae. The transcript has 6 exons.
AGACAGAUACCGUGGGCCACCAACAUUGAAUGGGAUCAAUGUUAUGAUCCUGCAGAAAUGCUGAAUAGAGAGAUCACAGAAUUUUAUAGAUACAUGUCCCCAACAAGAGAAGAAUACGAAGUACGAUUGUUGAUUAUCGAGAGUAUCACAAGAGCUGUAAAGUAUAAAUGGCCUGAAGCUACCGUGACGCCUUUUGGAUCAUGGCAAACUCAACUAUACCUUCCUCAAGGUGACAUAGACUUGGUAGUCACACAUCCAACACUUACAGAACAUAACAAGAAAAACCUUCUCAACGAUCUCGCACGUACAAUGCGCUACGCCAUGAUCACCGAUAACGUUGUCGUCAUUUCCAAAGCUAGAGUUCCUAUCAUCAAAUUCGUCACUAAACAUGGCAAGCUUAAUGUGGAUAUCUCGCUUAAUCAGGUCAACGGUAUAUCAGCCGGAAAGAUCAUAAACCAAUACCUCGACGUGAUUCCAGGGGCGAGACAACUCAUCUUGGUCGUAAAGGCAUUUUUGAGCCAGCGUUCGAUGAAUGAGGUGUAUACAGGUGGAUUGGGAAGUUAUUCUGUUAUUUGUCUGGUCAUCAGUUUUCUUCAAAUUCACCCCAAAAUACGUCGGUCGGAACUUGAUGCGGAGGAAAACCUAGGCACAUUGCUCAUCGAAUUUUUCGAGCUGUACGGACGUAAUUUCAAUUAUGAGACAGUGGGUAUAUCCAUCCGUCGUGGAGGGUCAUAUUUCACCAAACGAUCGAGAGGAUGGUUCAAACAUGAACGUCCUUUCCUUUUAUGUAUCGAAGAUCCACAGGAUCGAGAUAAUGAUAUAUCUGGAGGUUCCUACGACGUACGAAAUGUGAAAGCCACUCUGGCAGGUGCCUAUGAACUCCUACAGGCCAAAUUGUUUGAAAGAGCC